Messenger RNA from Cygnus atratus (black swan), 6273 nucleotides. It is a transcript of the gene ZGRF1, whose product is annotated as zinc finger GRF-type containing 1. Gene Ontology annotation, cellular component: site of double-strand break; nucleus. Lineage: Eukaryota; Metazoa; Chordata; Aves; Anseriformes; Anatidae. The record is from RefSeq and is a predicted model, not a curated record. Gene Ontology annotation, molecular function: zinc ion binding; helicase activity. Gene Ontology annotation, biological process: double-strand break repair. Bases 45 to 6218 code for a protein of 2057 amino acids. The transcript is spliced from 26 exons.
AAUGUUUGCACAAUAAGCUGUCGGAUGACUGUUUUGCCAAAGCAAUGUCUUCUCAAGAAUUUACUGUAUUAUACACUCACCAAAAAAUGAAAAAAUCAAAAACAUGGCAAGAUGGAACUCUGAAGAUUAGAACUGGAGGAAAUAAGGCAAUCUUGCUUGAUGAUAAAGGGCAAUGUUUGGACAGUAUGUUUAUAAAAACCCAGGUGAAUGCUGGAGAUAAUUUAGAAAGUGAACGAUAUUUGAUCACAGUUGAAGCAGUAAAAGUGAAUGAAAAACCUUGUGAAGAUCAGCCAAGGAAGGCAGAAAUAAUAGAAGUGAAUAGAAAUGGUGUAAAGCCUGGUAUUCUACCCUCAAGACAUUUGUCUGUUGGCUUGAAGAGGAAGUUUACGGGUUUCCAAGGGCCACGCCAAGUUGAAAAGAAAACACCAACAAUGGAAGAUGGAGAAAACCCAGCAACAUCAUCUAUAUCUAAGCAGUGUCAGGGUAUUUUUCCAACCAAGUUUUGUAUUACCUCUCCAUUGUUUUCUACUAUUGGUGAGAAGAAUGCAGAAACAAAUCUAUCUACAGACUUUCAUGAAGAUGCACUUACAAAUAACAAUAGAGACCAUGGGUCUUUCUCACUGGUUUCGCCUCAGUUUCUUGAUACGUGUAAUGAAAUAGAGAAGAGAAGCUGUGAUCAGUCCCUUGUGAAGCCAGAAUCUCCUCUAAUUACUGGCCACACCAAAUCCAGUGGUCAGACAACUGGUCAUGGGGCAGUAUCACAGAAUAUCAGGAGCACGGCACAGAUAAUAGCUCUUCUGAAAUCUAAAACAACACAAGCAUGCAGAGAGGAAGCAACACCUGAAGUCACCAAAUGUCUUUCUAGAUUUCAAGCACCAGAAAACACGAAUAGUUUGUGUAACCCAAAGAGCACAACCCUACCUGCCUUUUCAGGCAACUCUGACAAAAGACUUGCUCAAAAUAUUCAGAAUUUAUAUUUUACAAAGGAAACUGUAAAUGAUAAAAAGGAAUGGAAUGCUGAAAUGUUUCUAAUUGCUUGUGAUAAAGAAGUCACAGGACAAAGACAUGGCGAAAAGGCAAAUAAUUUAAGUCAACACUUACGGGAUUCCUGCAAUACAAAUAGCUCCUUCCUAUCUGAAUCCACCAUAAAUAGACUACAUGAAAGCCAGUUUGUCCCUUCUUGUUCUGCAAGUCCUACCAUCUUUGAAACACAUCUCUCCACACACAGAGAGCAUUUGGUGACUAAUGGUCUUCAGGAGAAUUCAUCCGUCAAGUCACAAAGUCACCUUCAGCCACAGCAAAGCUCAGAAAGAGAGCAUAGGGACUUGGGGGUCUCUGGGGACAUAACAUUGACUGAAAUUGGAAUUGUGAAGGAGGAAUUAAGUACAUGUGAAAAAGACUGCGGACAAGAUGAGCAGAUAAUGCAGGUUAACUUUAAUCUAUUGGAGGCUUUUGAUUUUAAUGACGCAGAUGAUGGAGACCAGUGUGAAAGAAAUAUGAAAGAGCUCCCUGAGGAAGAUGUGCUUUCAAAAAGUCCAGACAGCUUAGGGGGAGAUGUAGCACAAAAUACUGCAUUGAGGCUUCAUUCUUACUGUGAAAAGGAAGAAAUCAAAUGUUCAACAUUUGGCAGAGAGAAUGAUGGAAAUAUCUGUGCUGCAGGAAUACCGUUGCAGCUUUGUGACAACAAUGUUAGAGAGAGAGAGAGAAUUGUGGAAGACUCUGCAAACCAAACCCAAAUCACAGCGGAAUUUUUGGAUGAGAGAAACUACUUAAUAGAGAUGAACGAAAACCAACUAAGUGUUGAAGACAUGAACAAUAAGGAUGAUCUUGGUGGCUGCACAGCGAAUACUGCUAAUGGCAUGCCAGGGAUAAAAAACAAACACUCUGAUCUUUUGCCUGAUGACACAAAUGUUAUUGAGUGUCACCCUGAAUCUGGUAUGUUUGAGAACACUGAAAGCGUUUCAUGUAUUACUACCAGCAGAGUAAUUUCUGCAGUGGAGAAAAGGAGUGAAGAAGAUGUUAUGCAGCUUGGACGUACAAAAUCCCCAGAUAAUGAUCUAGAACAUUUCUGGGGUACUAAGAGUGAUGACACUAAACCAGGUAGUCCUUUGCUGGCUUUGUCACAACAGUCUGAUCCUUGCUGUGGCCCAUUUCAAUAUAUUGCAGAAUAUCAUCAAAAUGUAUUUGGCAUUUCAUGCAAGGAAGAUACUCUUGUUUCCAGAAGUGCUAUCUAUCCUUUAGGAAAAGGCUAUUCGGCUCCAGAGGAAGCAGAAAUAGGUGAAACUGAGUUUGAAAACGUGGAGAGUAUAAAUGCCCUUCACGAAGCCUGCAAAGGUGAAAGAAUAGGAAUGGAUUGCCUGAAAUGCACGGCAAUGGCUGAAAAUUCAUCAGAUCUUCCUGACUUGGUAAACAAUAUCGCUCUUCUAAGAGCUUUGUCUCAACAUAGCACAGCAUUAGAAAGCUUACAAAAGAUGGAGGAAAAUGAUAGCAUGUUAUAUGAAGCAGAGACUUCUAAAGAGAUAUUUGAACCACUUGUGACAGAUGAAGGUUCAGUAAUUAUUCAGAUGUUUUCGUGUCAAAUGACUUCUGUAUCUUAUUAUGCUUUUCUAUCUCUCGUAGCUAUAAAAGAGUUUACAGAAAUGCCUUACUCAGAAAGUAUAGAGGCAUCUUCAUGUUCAUGCAUUGAUUCUUCUGGCAUUUUGUCUCCAGGUUCAGGAAGGCUUCACAAGGAUGAUACCAACUUCAUUGGAGAGGAGAAUUUUGAAAAGAAGUCUAACUUUAUUAAAGAAUCGAUAGUAGAUCUGUCCCCACUGGCACUGAAUGCACACUCUGAAGUUCCACUGUGGAUAAUGUCAGGCUCACCUUCAUGUUCUAAUCUGGGACAAACGCAGUGGUCACCAUGGGAAGCUGACAAGAUGAUUUCAUCAGUACAACUGACUUCCUCAGUUUCUCCAGCUUCAGGAAGUAAGGAAACUGUUCAAGACAUCCAGACCCCCCUGAUUCACAGGAACCUUCUAAGUGAUUCUGAACUUUCAGAAAAUGUUUUCACAUGGGAGAAACACAGCUAUCCAGAGGAAUGCAGCCCUACAAGACUCAAACCCACAGUUAAAACACGAACUCCACUUGUCACUGUUCCUGGCACUGAGAAGAUUCCCAACGUGGAAUUUUUUCUAACCGACGGUGAGAAGAGUCAGCAAUCUUCUGGCUCUUCAGUCGUCAGUUUUAGCAGCAAGUCAGCAGCGUUUCCUAUCAGUGCUUCUAGCCCUGAGGACAGGAAUUAUGAAACCUCUGUGUUUGGAGAGUAUAUGGAAGACAGACAAAGGGAAUCUGUACAGCCAGUGUUCCCUAAUGUGACUUCGCUCUGUAGACAAAGCAAGUGGUUGAAAUAUCAAAGCAGUACUUGGUGUGACUUGAUAACUCAAAACAGCGAUGAUGUGGAAGUGACGGAUGGCAUCUGUCCUGAGAGCAUCCUCGGAAUGCUGCUAGGUGACACAGGAGAGAGCCAGAGCAGCGCUGUGAAUGAAAACGCUCCCGGCUCUGCGCCUCUGCAGACAGCAAAGAGCAUGCUUGGUAAAUGCAGCGCAAAGAGCAGCAGCCAAGAUUUGAUUUCAGAGAGGAAGUUACUUUCUCUGCACUUAAGUCAGGCUCCUUUAGGUGAACCUACACAAAAGGUGUUAAGUCACCUGAGCUGCCACACUGUAACAGGAGAUGUCCAGGAAAUAACAGUUUCUGAGUUGUCUUUUCCUAAUAUGGACAAGGUAAAAUAUGCUAAUCUUCCUAAAAGAAGGAUUGCCAUACCAAUUGUAUUUCAGUCUCAUGUUCACUACAAACAGAUUUUUAAAGCUGCUUUGACAGAGCAUUUAAACAUAAUGCUUUUUGAGUUGUCACAAAGAUUACACAAUGCUCUUUCAAAAGUGGAUGUAUCAUUUUACACUUCAUUGAAAAAUGGGCAAAGUGAGAGCAAAGAAAGCGGUGUUCUACUCUGCAGUCAUAUGCGUCCUGCUAAGCUUGUUACGGUGAAAAAAGAAGGUCAAAACAAGGGUCGUUUGUUCUAUGCCUGUGAUGCCCCAAGAGCUGAGCGGUGUUCAUUUUUCAAGUGGAUAGAAGAAGUAAAUCCUGCACAGAUAAAAUCCAGGCCUAGUGUAGUGCUUCAUGAUAUAAAAAGUAUUGGGACAUACCUCCGAAGUCAAAAGAUUUCUCUCUUUGAGGGAUGCCAGCUUUUGGUGAGGAAAGCUUAUGGAAUUCAAACACAACGGUGUAGCAAGUUUAAGAAAUUUAUGAAUGUACAUGCGAAAUUUGAUGGUGAUUCUAAAAAUAAAUUGUACCUCAAACUAAGCAGAAAGGAACAUUACUCUGUCUAUAGCAAAGAUGAUAUUUGGGUUGUUUCGAAGACUCUGAACUUUGAUCCCCUUGAUACCUUCAUUGCAUGUAGCGCCUUCUUUGGACCAUCCUCUAACAACGAAGUAGAAUUACUACCACUGAAAGGCUACUACCCCUCAAACUGGCAAUCAAAUAUAUCUGUUCAUGCGUUGCUAGUUUGUAAUGCUAGUGGUGAGCUUACAUCUUUAAGAAAUAUGGAGGAAUACUUCAAUCCAUCUACUUUACCACUAAUACCAUAUCUACUAAAAAUGAAUCUUGAUUCUGAGAAACCUGCUAAGAGAGUCAACAAAAGAAAAUUUACUCCACCUGCCAUGAGCCUGGAACGCACAAUGAUGCAUGGACCUGUCAGCACUGAAGCGGCGAUGGGACUGGCUGAAAAGAUGAUCGAAACUUUCUCGUUGAAUCCAGAUCAAGCCACAUCACUGGUUCAGAUAGCUCAGAUGAUGACCUCACGUGAAAAUAUCAAACCAGUGGAAGAACAUCAGAUCUUCCCUAUCACAAUCAUACGUGGUGUUUUUGGAGCUGGAAAGAGCUAUUUGCUGUCUGUUGUGAUCUUGUUCCUAGUACAACUCUUUGAAAGCAGUGAAGCUGAGGAGGGUCCAAGACCAGCUCCAUGGAAACUUCUCAUUGCUUCUUCCACGAACGUUGCCGUUGACAGGAUACUGCUGGGUCUACUUGAUCUUGGAUUUGAAGAUUUUAUCAGAGUGGGAAGUAUUAGGAAGAUCACCAAAGCAAUUCUUCCUUAUAGUUUACACGCUGGCUCAGGAAACGAAAAUGAACAAUUAAAAGAACUUCUUGCUCUCCUGAAAGAAGAUUUAACUCCCAUUGAAAAAAUAUACGUAAGGAAGAGUAUUGAGCAACAUAAACUGGGGACCAAUAAAACUAUAUUACAACAGGUGAAAGUGGUUGGAGCGACCUGUGCUGCCUGCCCGUUCCCUUGCUUGAAUAAUCUCAAGUUUCCUGUAGUGAUGCUGGAUGAGUGCAGUCAGAUGACCGAACCUGCUUCUCUCCUUCCUAUCGCAAGGUUUCAGUGUGAAAAGCUAGUCCUUGUUGGAGACCCUAAACAAUUACCACCAACUAUUCAAGGGUCUGAGAGCGUUCACGAAAAAGGAUUGGAGCAGACUCUCUUUGAUCGGCUUUGCUUAAUGGGACAUAAAACAAUACCACUUCGGACACAGUACCGAUGCCACCCUGCUAUUAGUGCCAUAGCCAAUGAGCUGUUCUAUGAAGGAAAUCUGAUAGAUGGCGUUUCUGAGAAAGAAAGAAGUCCUUUAUUGGAUUGGCUUCCAACACUAUGUUUUUAUAGUGCUAAUGGAAUGGAGCAAACUGAAAGAGACAACAGCUUUUACAACAUGGCAGAAGCUCAUUUUACAGUCAAGCUUAUCCAGUCUCUGACUGCAAGUGGAAUAGAAGGAUCUGUAAUCGGUGUGAUUACUCUUUAUAAAUCACAGAUGUGUAAGAUUCAGAAUUUGCUUAACAGCGUACACUCUGAGGCCUUUGAAAUCAAAGCUGUGCAGGUGUCCACUGUAGAUGCAUUCCAAGGAGCUGAGAAGGAGAUCAUUGUUCUGUCGUGUGUAAGAACAAGACAAAUGGGGUUCAUAGACUCAGAAAAGAGAAUGAAUGUUGCGCUAACAAGAGCAAAGAGGCAUUUGUUGAUUGUUGGAAAUCUGGCCUGCCUAAGUAAGAACAGACUCUGGGGAAGAGUAAUUCAUCACUGCAAAGAAUGGGAAAAUGGAUUGCAACAUGUAAGCCAGUGUGAGCAGCAGCUGAACAACAUUCUUAAGUGUUAUUUGGAGGAAAAGGAGAAGGAAGAAAAGAGUAAGAAACAGGAAAAAUAAAUGUGCACAUAUUUUAUGAAGACAAUAUAUGAAUGGUGUGUCUAUAAAAUUUACC